GAGUCCAUCUUUCUAAAGUAUGUCUACAAAUUGGGGCUCACUUUCCGCACCAAGAUUUCAACCACGCUGGACUUCAACCAAGGCUACAAAGGAGGCAACAAAACAUUGGAUGACAUCAUGGAGUGCUUCGUUUCCGAAGCCCUGGAAGCUUAUUGGAAAGGGGUGCAAGGCCCGUAUGAAUGUGGCAAUUUUUUUCUGGUCUUCUUACGGCAAGAGGGAGACCUUCCAGCGCAAGCGAAGAUUUGGCACUUGGAGCGAUCUUUCACUAAUUUCCCGAACCCUAUGUGCUGUCGGUGUAUGGCUGAUGGGUACGAAAUUGACUUCGCUGACCUCAGGCUAAAUGCCACAUGGAGAAGCACAUCGUACAUGAUAAAGCCAUGGGGAACAACCUCGCCCAUGCACAACUUACCUGGUGGCACUGAGGAAAUUUUCCUUGCGAAAGAUUUAUUCCACCUGAGCAACCUGGGGAUAACAAGAACGUUUGUUGCAUCCCUGAUUUGCUACCUUGUUUCAUUGGGCUUCUUCACGGAUCCAGAUGGAGGCAAUUCCAUUCCAUCUCGCUUGAAUCAAGCUUAUCGAGAUUUCCGGGACUACUGCCGCAUGACAAGGGAAACCCCAGACAUCAAGCACUUCAGCCGUGAUGGUUUCAGGUGGAAAACUCCUACAAGCUUUCCUGAGUCAAGCAUGAAAGGAUCCGACACCCGGCUAAUUCUGAAAUGGUUGAUGGAUUUCUUGUCCAUGCCGUGGUCGCUGAAUGAUGUUCUGUUGUCUGCCCUGGCGGCUGGGAAUGGCAUGGACGCUUUUCACCGUCUCUGUUUUUCGGCUGAGAACAGGGUUUGGCUCAGCACUGCAGAGACGCACAAGGCAGCUGAACACCUGGGCUCUUUCAUGGUCCACUAUUAUGCUGCGGCCAAGUUGUGUUUCGGACAGCGCAAACUGUUUUUCAACUUGACUCCGAAAUACCAUUACAUGUUGCACCUUCAUGAUGAUCUUGUCUUGCAUGAGGGUCAAGAGUAUUCCAUAAACCCAGCAAUCUGGUCCACCCAAAUGGAUGAGGACUAUGUUGGGGUGACUUCUAGGAUGUCAAGGUCUUGUCACCAAAGCACUGUAGCAUUCCGUACGGGAGAUAGAUGGCUUGUGAGCACGUACCAGAAAUGGCGAUGUGCAGCAACUUAG
Molecule: messenger RNA, 1176 nt
Organism: Symbiodinium pilosum
Lineage: Eukaryota; Dinophyceae; Suessiales; Symbiodiniaceae
Source: the annotation of a GenBank genome assembly